UCAAGGGGCCGCCGGCCGACAUUGUCCUCCCGCUCGUCAAUAAAUUAUAAUGUCCUAAUACCAAUUGACAGCGACGGGAGCGUUGGCGGCAUGAAUAAAAUAUCAAAAGCAUUUCGGGGCCCCAAGGUCUGGCGUUAUCAUCAGCGAAUGAGCGGAGGCAAUUCUCCGGUGUGCCGAUGCUUAAGUUGAUUUUAUUUUUCGUAUCUGGCUCACACAUCCCCUUGCGUUUAUUAAAUAUUCAGCGUUUAUGCGCAACAACACAAAAGUCGUUGCUCUCGCUUUCGCCCUUUGCUCCCAUUUUUCCAAGCUUUCCGUUCUUUGUAAGGAACAUCUCAAGCUGAGCGCCAAAACAAUCCUAAUGUACAUUGACAGUGUGGUCGAAGGCGAAGCUCUUGCUGGGCCACAUAGCCAUCCAGCCAACCAGCCAGCCAGCCAUCCAGCCAUCCAGCCAUUCAUUCAACCAUCCACCCAUCCAACCAUCCAGCAAUAGCGUCUACAUCCACAUCCAUAUCCGCCCAGCGGGCUUAGCGAGUCAUGUUUACUUAAUGGAUACGCCAGACAACUAUUAAGUGCUCCCCAAGCUCCCGGCGAUUCUUAUUUACCAGGCAGGCACGGCCAGGCGCAUAUUAGAUUUAAUAUGGCCAUGUCAGUUAGCCACAUUAUCUGUAUUUGUAUUUGCAUUAAAGCACGACUUUAGCUGCAGCUAAGUUGGCUGCGGGAAUUAAGAGCACCCUGCUGAAGCCAUUAUGCGCACUUAUUAUCGCUCGUGGAGGGACACUGGCCCGAAUUAGCCCCUGAAAUCGGGACUUGACUGUCCCCCGGGGGAAACCUGCACUGGGUUUAUCUCGAAUGCCCCAUCUCCAGUCCAUUACCCUUCCCACAGGACAACAAAGGAAUUCCGCGCAAAGCUGGCCUCGCCCAGAUUCCUCUGCUUUCCUUUUUAAUUUUAAUGCGUAUCUUCCUGCUGCAGGACACGGCGGAAAGCGGCAGGUGGCGAAGGUGAAGGCAGUGCCCGAGGCCAGAAAAGCGAAUUAAGCCGAGUUGAAGAGCGGGUAACAGACACCGCCAGCGGGCGGUCCAAAAAGCCAACUUCAUUUACGUCUGAAACGCAGUUGAAACGAACGACUUCACGACACUGGCGGAUUUCCUAAAAAACAUCCAAUCCCUGUGGCUAACGAGCUGGCUCGGGAGGACCAAGCGGAGCACCGGAAUCGGAAUCGGAGGAAUCGGAGGAACCAGCGGAGGAAUCGCUGGCCACGAGAAGCGCUCAGUCAACGUUUACACGCUCCAGCAGCCGCACAAGUUUCCGCCUCAAUUGGACGAGCACGGCGGCGGUAAUUGCAGCUCCGCCUGCCAACAGGAGCUGGACAGGAUCCCGGCGAUUCCCGGCGAAGCGGCGUCCCGCCAGCAAUCAGCACUUUCCUCGGCGGCGGCUGGGGAGGUCUACGAAACCCGGUUCAUGGAGAGCUCGAUGGCGCAAGCGAUGGACGACAUGGUCUUCGAGUGCAGCAAUCAAAACUCGAUUUAUGUGCUUAAUGCCAGCUACGGUGCAUAUGGGGUGAGUCCUUGCGCUGCGGCGAGUCCACUUGCACCACUGUCUGAGCUUCUUUCGUCCUCUUUCCGGUUUUGGCCCGUCCUUUCCCCCGGCAUGCACCCAAUUUAUCUACCAUCUUGGCAGGACUAUGGCACAUAUGCACCAACAAAGCGUGAAAUAAAUGGCAGCCGGAGCCGGGCGGCAAAUCCAAUUGAGGCAACUUGCUCGAGUGGCGUCCUGCAGCAUAAAUUCAAAACUUUUGGCAGUGCUCUGGCAACAGCAACCACAACAACAACAACAGCAGCAGCUGCAGCAGGAGGAGCAGGAGGAGCAGGAGGAGCAGGAAUAGUGGAUGCGGCAGCGGGAAGCGCAUCAAACUACGUAAAUCCUGUCGCUACAUCAAUGUCAACCGCAAUGUGUUCACCGGCAACGGCGGCUCUGCAAAAAUUGUUCAAUUGCAGCGUCGGCGUUGCCUGCCAAAAUGUCAGCCACGGCCACAGCAACCACAGCAACAGCAACAGCAGCAGCAGCGGCAGCAACAGCAACAUCAGCGGAAGCAGCAACAUCAGCGGAAGCAGCAACAUCUGCAACAACAAUAGCAACCAGAACAAUAGCUGCCUGUCAGCGGCAGGCGGAGUAACCCAAAACGGCCGGAUUCGGAGCCGGAGUGGCGAAUCGCUCGAUGGCACAGCAGGAGCUCCUGGCGGAGGAGCUGGUGGCCUCCCACUGAUGCCGAAGAAGAAAUGCACCAAUGUCAAAUCAGCGCUUAUUGCCAAGAAGACAAAGUUUCUCAAAUAUCUCGAAGAGGAAAAAUGGCGCAGCCACGCCGGAGCACCGGAAGAUGCUGGUGCCAUCAGCAAUGAGGCGGAGCCACCCGGCGGCAACAACAGCGGUGGCCACUUGAAAAAUCAGAGCAACAGUCGGGAGGCUGCGAGCGGAAACGGAAACGGUGGCGGUGGCGGUGGCACUGCUGCUGGUGUUGCUCCUGGCGGAAGGCAGCUGAAUAAAUUGACCAACUGGAGCAUGCAUAAUGAGCACAACAACACACUGCUGACCGGCCAGCAGCCACAACAACAGCAACAGCAGCAACAACAGCAACAACAACAACAACAACAGCAACUACAACUACAACAGCAGGUGAAAUCAAGUUUCGAGCUUUACCAGGAGGCAGCGGACAUUUUGGGCCUGAGUUGCAGCCUCUGUGAUAAUUGCCGAUGCCUCGACUGCCAGAGCGGCUACUUUGACUGCGACGACGAUGACGAGAGCUACUCGGAGCAGUCCCUGAUGGACGACGAGUUCGAGGAGUUCGAGUGCAGUGCGGAGGAGCUGCGGGCGGCGCUGACAGGAGCCCGGGGGCAAGACGUCCCCCGGAUCCCCUGCUGCCCGCUGGACGGGAGCUCCCACCUGGCGCACAAGAGCGACUCCCCGGCGGAGUCGCUGGGCCAUCGGCUGGCCAUCGACUUUGAUUUAAUUAACGCCACCUGCACCCAGGUGCUGGAGAACUGUGAAACAUUCAACGAUCUGAGUCUGCUGGAUGCCGCCGCCGGGCCCGAGCGUCCUUUCACGUAAAUCCAGGUGACGACGCAGGUGGGGAUGGAGCACCCAAUCAGGAGGCGGACACUGCAGCUAAUUAAAGUUUAACAAUGGUCAGAGCCCAUUAAUUGCAACUGACACCUUGUACAGCGGCCGCCAAUUGUAUGCGGACACGCUCGCCCCGGGUGUUUGCGUUUCAUUUAUUUUCUUAUUUUGAUUUCAAUUAAGUUCGGGUCAAAACAGAGCAGGCGGAGUUGCAAAAGUGUUUUACUGGUUAACAGGAGAGCUUUCGCUGCCAUAUAUCCUAUUUAAACACGCGAUAUAUACCUGUGUAUAUAGCGGGCACUAUGCAAACGCAUGACGGAACGGUCAACAAAUCGUAAAUAAAUUAAUUGCGAAUUGCAAUUGCAAUCGGGAGAGCGGAAAUUCAAUUGCAGCGAAACACUAGCGAAAGUCGGAAACGUUCCGGCGAUUAUCAGUAAAUAUAAACCACAUAUGCAAAAACAAUGGAAAACAAAUUGUGCCAAUUUCAUAUUCAUAUAUGAAUGUUAUUCGAGUCGCAUCGCAAUGAAUUGCAAACCAAAACGAAAUACAAUGGGAUUAUUUAGCCCGUAAUCCGACAAGGAAAACUAUUUGAAAAUUCAAUAAAAUAUGUAUCUCUAAAUCUAUGUAAAGGUUCGAUGUUGGUAGUGCUUAAGUAUUUAAGAAUUUUCGUGUGAUGCUUUUCAUUCGUUCGAUUGAUUUCAAAUCAAAGAGAAACAUUGGAAAUAUACUUGUGUUGGAAAAGAAGCUCCGUCUGCG
Messenger RNA from Drosophila ficusphila, 3868 nucleotides. RefSeq lists its product as uncharacterized. The record is from RefSeq and is a predicted model, not a curated record. NCBI's taxonomy places the organism in Eukaryota, Metazoa, Arthropoda, Insecta, Diptera, Drosophilidae. The transcript has 6 exons. Bases 1460 to 3103 code for a protein of 547 amino acids.